UCACCCAGAGGGUCGGUUGUUGAAAAUAAAUGAAUCAUUCAGACGGGAAAUGCAUCGUGGGAGGAGUUUCACAAACAAGAAUCCUUGUUUCGUUUCUUGAGUGGAGUCGCAGCAUUUUUCAGAGCAAAGGGAGUUUCACCCCCGCCGGAGUUUGACAAAGCUGGAGGAGCGGCAUUGAUCCACAUCUUUGACCUUCUCGCUGCAGUCUUACUUUACAUACACGGGGAAGACGCCUUGGAUUUAUUAUGGUACGGAAAAGAACACUGGCAUCAAGGUAAUGUAUAGUCACAACAUAUUACUCACUAGAUUAACUUAUUAGUUGGUGACCGGAGACACAAUCUCUCCUUCCUCCACACAGCUGUAAUCAUUCAUGAAUCAGAUAAAAGAGGGGAGGUGUUUGUGUGUCUUGUGUUCAGACAUUUCUCUUGGUGCCAUGGAACUUAAUUUGUCACUGUUAAACUCAUGAUCAGCUACAGACAGUUAACCGUACAAAACCUUAUGGCAUAAUAAUAUUUUACCAUUACACCAUGGAACAUGCUGUAAUGUUUAUAAGUGUUGACUAAUAUUUGCAAUUUGUCUCUCUGUUUAGAGAAGACAAAAGCAGCAAAGAGAAUAAGACGUGGACAUUUUAAGGAGACACAUUCAUGUUUUACUUGCAGAAGAAGGCUUUACAGAGGAAAGUUUUUUGUGUCUGGAUGAUCAAGAGGAAGAAAUUGCCAAAUUGAUCCCAAAAAUGGGACCACGGUUCAUAUUCAAGAAGAGACUGAAGUUGUUAAUGAAGGAACAAAAUACAGCAAAUCCAGAUACAGCUGAUGCGUCUGCUCAAGUCAUUCCGUCCACUAGUGGAACAAGUAAUGAAGGAAAGAGAAAGUCUGAUCUCCAGGGCGAGUCCAAUCAACAGCAAUCACAGACUAAAAAACAACGUCUUGCCAAAGGACCAGGAUCCUACUCAGAAGAAGAGACACUGACUAAGGUGAAAGAGAUAAUGCGAUGUGUCCUAAAGAAAAUACCUCCUGAAAAAAACAACCUGAACGACUUCCUGAGGAGAAAAAUCCAUGAUUUGGAGACGGACGAGAGGGAGGUGGUUGGUGUCUUUGGCAAAACCGGAGCUGGAAAGAGCUCUUUGAUAAAUGCUGUCAUUGGAUUGAACAAGUUCUUGCCCUCUGGAAGCAUCAGUGCAUGUACAUCAGCCUUGAUUAAAGUGGAGGCUAACAUGCAGAACUCAAAGUACGAGGCAAUUAUUGAGUUUAUUACGAAAGAGGAGUGGAGAGAUGAGUUGUGGUUCUCAAAAAAUUUUGGUCUGGAAAAUGAUGACGAUGACCCAGAAUAUAGGGACAUUGUUGAAAAGCUGUCUGCGGUGUACGGAAAAGACGGGAAAGAAAAACCUCCUGAUGACCUCAUGGAUACCAAAUAUUUCAAAGAGAUCCCCGAAUUUCUCGUUUCCAAGGAGAAGAUUUUGACAGCUAAAGAAGCCAAAAAGCUAUUUGAAAGGUUAAUCAGGUACACAAGAACCAACCCAGAUAACGCAGGAGAUAAAGGUGCAGGGAGGUGGUAUUGGCCGCUCGUGAAGUGUGUGACCAUUAAGGUGCCAAACGCUGAUCUUCUUAAGCAUGUCACACUCGUGGAUCUUCCUGGAAGUGGGGACACUAACAAGAGCAGAGACAAGAUGUGGAAAACGGUCGUUGGAAGUUGUUCCACUAUCUGGAUCGUGACUGACAUUAAUCGAGCUGCAUCGGAGCCAGAGGCCUGGGAUAUCCUGAAAGAUGCCUGUAGCUACAUGGUAAAUGGUGGCCAGUGUAAUCAGAUUCACUUCAUCUGCACCAAAUCUGAUUGUCAUGACAAUCUAGAAGAUACUUCAAAAGCUGGUAUUCGUGAUUUCAUCUUGAAAACAAACCAGCAAGCCAAUGCCAAAGUGAUGAAAGAAUUUAACCAACUAAAGGUUAAGAAACACUUCAGUGAGGAAAGUUUCAAAGUCUUCACAGUGAGCUCCGUAGAGUUUCUAAAUCAGAAAUAUCUAAAUAAAGAAGAAACUGAAAUACCCAAACUUCAGGAGUUUCUGCAGGAGCUCAAUGACUGUCACAUGUUGAACUACGUGUCCGGAGCCCUCGGGAUCCUCUCUCUGAUUCAAGGGGCCAGCCUCAGAGGAGGGGCUGAGAUAAAGAAAGAUGUGUGCACAAUCCUUGAAAAAAAGAUGUCAGGUGAACUUGAGAAAGUCAGGAAACAAAUGGUAGAAACUUACCAGGCUUUUGAAAAGUGCCUCAAUGAGGGAGUUGAGAAAUCUGAAAAUUCCUGUGAAAAAGUCUUGGAGUCGGUGAUAAAUCCUAGAAAACCAGGAAGAGGUUUCCACAAGACACUGAGAUAUUUAGUCGAGCACAGUGGCAUCCACAAAGCAGAAAAAAACCAAAAUCCAAAUAAGAAGAAACAAAAAAACCUGAACAUGGAGUUAUCUUCAUACCUGACUGAGAGCAUUGAUGAGAAAUUCAAGGAGACCUUCCCAAAUGAAGUAAAUUGUGGACCAUUCAACGGAAAACUCAAUUUAUUUUCACUUGACACAAAGACGAUGAAAAUGAAUCCCGAGUACAAAGAUGUUGAACUUCAACUGGAGUUCCUCAAUGCAGAGGAAGUUAAGAUGAAAAAGAAACUCAUCAAAAUCAUCCGCGAAAGUAAAAAAAUGAUCUACAGCAGUCUGAUGACAACAGUUGAGGAAUCAAUGCAGGAAUGCUAUGAUGAUGCAAAAAAAAUUAGUGGAACUAAGUCACUGGAAAAAAUGAGGGAAACGAUAAAGAAGCAUUUUCAAGAUUCAAAAAACAUCAUGUUCAAGACUGCUCGAGACGAGAUGUUGGACCAGCUGAGAGAGUUAAGGAAAAAUAUCCUGAAGAACCUGAAAGAAACGAUGCAGGAAUCAAUCGAGCUGUCGCUCAAGACAUCCGGUUACUCAAUCCCAGAUGUUACAGAGGAGCUUGAUAUGGUGAAGAACCACUAUAAAGGACUGAAGGGAAGCGCAGAAGAAGACCAGUAGUUUGUUCCAGUCCGCUGCUCACCGCCAAGCUGAUGAGCAGCUGAAGAGCCCGAAGCCUUGGAGACCUGAGGCCUCUGGAUUUGGUCUCAACAGAGGUGUCAAGAAACGAAGUACAAAUACCUCGUUACCUUACUUAAGUAGAAAUUUUGGGUAUCUAUACUUUACUGGAGUAUUUAUUUUUCAGACGACUUUUUACUUCUACUC
Messenger RNA from Gasterosteus aculeatus aculeatus (three-spined stickleback), 3223 nucleotides. Lineage: Eukaryota; Metazoa; Chordata; Actinopteri; Perciformes; Gasterosteidae. The record is from RefSeq and is a predicted model, not a curated record.